Molecule: messenger RNA, 4819 nt
Organism: Salarias fasciatus (jewelled blenny)
Lineage: Eukaryota; Metazoa; Chordata; Actinopteri; Blenniiformes; Blenniidae
Gene: stim1a
Product: stromal interaction molecule 1a
Exons: 14
Coding region: 181-2619 (812 amino acids)
Biological process (GO): store-operated calcium entry; activation of store-operated calcium channel activity; intracellular calcium ion homeostasis
Cellular component (GO): endoplasmic reticulum; plasma membrane
Molecular function (GO): calcium ion binding; protein binding; calcium channel regulator activity
Source: RefSeq, a predicted model, not a curated record
GGCGGCUGGAGCGUGCACGUUCUGCGGCGUUUUGGUGUCUCGGUCCGGGAGAGACCGACAGAGGAGGUGGAGUCCACGAGCCGUGCUUCAACUCCGCGGGACCAGGCGUGUGCUGCGAUGUUAACACGGAGCUGAAACCUUCCGUCGGCUGGCUCUGGUACAUGACAGCAUUCACUCGUCAUGGAGCUCCACAAAUUGGUGACCUUGUGGAUAUUUUGUUUGUGCCUCAUCAGUCAAAGUUGGGCUGAAAAGCAAAGUUCAGCAACACCGGAUAGCCAAGCUGUUGAAAAUGGGGUGUCAGAUUUUUGUCGCUUCGAUGAACCGCUAUGCAAGGACGAGAACGCCAUUCUCAGCUUUGAGGCUAUCCGUAGUAUCCACAAGCAGAUGGAUGAUGACGCCAACGGCAACGUGGACGUGGUGGAGACAGACGGCUUCCUGAGGGAAGAUCUAAACUACCACGACCCCAAGGCAAAGCAUAACAGCUUCCAUGGAGAUGACCAGUUCAUCAGUGUGGAGGAUUUGUGGAAUGCGUGGAAGGGCUCUGAAGUGUACAACUGGACAGUGGAUGAAGUGGUGGAGUGGCUCAUCACCUACGUGGAGCUGCCACAAUAUGUGGAAGCCUUUCGCAAAAUGAGCUUCAACGGAAGUGCCAUGCCAAGACUUGCUGUAAAGAACACUACACUGACACUCUCUAUUCUGAAGAUUCUGGAUCGCAGCCAUGUGCAAAAGUUGCAGCUCAAGUCAUUGGAUACUGUACUAUUUGGGGCCCCCCUGAUGAAUAGGCAUAACCACCUGAAGGACUUCAUGCUGGUAGUGUCGAUCGUCAUCGGGAUGGGUGGCUGCUGGUUUGCCUACAUCCAGAACCGGUACUCCAAGGACCACAUGAAGAAGAUGAUGAAAGACCUUGAGGGCCUGCAGAGAGCUGAGCAGAGUCUGCAUGACCUACAGCAGAAGCUGCAGAUAGCCCAGGAGGAACACCGCACAGUCGAGGUGGAGAAGGUCAACUUGGAGCAGAAGCUGAGAGACGAGAUCAGCACAGCCAAGCAGGAAGCCCAACGACUGCGAGAGCUGCGCGAGGGCACCGAGAACGAACUCAGCCGUCAGAAAUAUGCAGAAGAAGAGCUGGAGCAGGUGCGUAUGGCGCUGAAGAAAGCUGAGAAGGAGCUGGAGUCACGGAGCAGCUGGGCACCUCCAGAGUCUCUCCAGAAGUGGCUGCAGCUCACCCAUGAGGUGGAGGUGCAGUACUACAACAUCAAGAAGCAAAACGCUGAACGGCAGCUCCUGGUGGCCAAAGAGGGGGCAGAGAAGAUAAAGAAAAAGCGGAACACGCUCUUCGGGACUUUCCAUGUGGCUCACAGCUCCUCCCUGGAUGACGUGGACCACAAAAUAUUGGCCGCAAAACAAGCCCUCGGUGAGGUGACCGCUGCCCUGCGGGAGCGGCUGAAUCGCUGGCAGCAGAUCGAGAUCCUCACAGGCUUCACCAUCGUCAACAACCCAGGCCUCCCGUCACUGGCCUCGGCGCUCAACCUGGAUCCCAGCUUCAUGGGAGGCCGAGCGACGCCUCAGCACUUCAUCAUGACUGAUGACAUAGACGACCUGGAAGAGGAUAUCGUGCCUGGAACUCUGCAAUACGGCAACCGGCGGUUGGAACGGCGAGCCAGUGACCUGUGGUUCAUUGGUUCUGACGGUCAUCCUGUGUGGAAAUAUCCGGCUCCCAGUAUGAUGUCUCUGCGCCAACGCCACAUUGAUCCCCAGCUGGCCAUGGGCUCCCAGAGGUUGGUAGAGAGUUGCCUGUUGGCAGGGCAGCAGGGAGAGGGGACCCCCUACCCAUCCCGGUCUAGGUCCAACCUGAGACAGUCCCGCAGCCAGUCGUUCAGCCAGCUCGACUGUCUCCCCCUGCCGCCUCUCUCCUCGGCCAUUUCUCACCCGUCCAUCAUCUGUACCUCCAGCCCGAACCCUCAGCCCCUCUCGUCUCUGUCCUCUUCUUCCUCCUGCUUGCCAGGCUCUGUGGGUGGAGGUGCAGCCCCUCAUCCUUCCCAUAUAUAUCAUGCUUCUUUCCAGCCCAUGGACCCCAUUCCUGAUUUCUCAUUGUCUGACGUGUCCAAAGUGACGUCCAGCGACAGUCUCGGAGACCUAAACCGCUCAGAGUCCGACUCCUCGCUGUCCCUCUCCCAAGUUGGUGAUCGCCUUGCUGCCUACAGCUCAAAAGGCCACCUAAUCAAACCCACCUCUCUCCUUUACGGCCUCUCCGGCGACACCAUCUCGCUGCACGGUUACACCCCCAACGGAGGGAACCGCAUUCACGAGGGAGGCCAUGCGGACCUCGUACCCGAGAGCCCCAUUCUCAUGAAGAAGCUGCACGGCACGGAGAAAUCGCCCAGCCUGGGAGAGAUCAACAGCCUGUCGGAGUCGUCCCGCUCACUCAGCCCAAACUCCACCGAACCCGACACGCCAUCGCCCACGGGGGCCAUAGGGUUAAAAGCCAAUACACGCAUCCCGCAGCUGUCCUCGAAGAAGAGCCCCUUGGAGGAAGACAGCGGCUCGACAGGAGAGGACACAGAUUCUACCGCCAGCCGCAAGAAACACACCUUCAAGAUCUUCAAGAAACAGAAGAAAUAAGAGCUGCAUGAACUGCAGUUUGACUGUAUUCUUCAGUCCGGUGUGUUUAAACACACACACACACACACACACACACACACACACACAAUGGGUAUAAUAAAAUGGUCAAAUGAUGGCAUGAAGUGAUGCCAAAGCAUCUUUUUUUGUAGGUCACAGUCGUGCUCUGAAAGAGGGUGCAUUGUGGGUACAAGUGUCUAGCUUUAUCUGCUCUUUGGGUUAAAUGUUGAACAUGUGGGGAAUGGGUCAGUUUGUAUAUUGGAUUGUAAAGUAUUAUUUAUUCUGCAGGAUUUUGUGCCAGUCUGAAAGGGAAAAGUGUCUCCGACUUGGGUUUUCUUUCCUGUUCUACAAUCUAUAACAUUUUGCAUGUCACUUUUGUUUGGCUGUUACUCGAAUGCUCUUAGUGUUUGCUCUGUUCUUGUUGUUAACCUGCUUAGAAAACACUUGAUGUUUCUUUGAUUACUACCUAACCAUCUAGCCUACAAAUUCAAAGUGAAUACACACCUUUUCCUUUAAGUUUAACAGAUGGGUGCAGUGUUUUUUCUUCUUUUUUUUUUCUUUUUUUUUUUGUGUUUUGUUGUCUUGUUGGUGAAACAAAUUUCACCAUCAGGGGAUCUUCACACCUCAUUUCUGGCUGUUUAGGAAAUCUGUUACAUGUUGUUAAAAGUUUAUCAUUAGUACCAACCUCGUGUGAUUAAUACUCAACAGAUGUCACUCAACAUGUGACCGAAAAAACAAAAAACAAAGGUUGAGUAUUUUAUUGACUUUGGGAUAAACCAGGUCAGAAUAUAGUCUCUGUACAAAGUUUCUUAAGGACCAUCAAACUACAGCAUGAGCUGUUCUGCUUGAGGGCUUUUUAGGUUUCAGCGUGUGCAAGCAUGCAAGAGUGAAGGAUGCCAGUUCUGUCUGAAAUGUCUAGUUCAAGGUCAAGCUUAGCUGAUUUUGGGAAUAGUACAUCCCCUCACUCGACAAUGAUCAAAUUAUAUAUCUUUUUAGAGCAAAUUCUGUAAAUACCAAUGAAACCAUGUCAAAGAACUUUUAUCUAAUGUUUUUAUCAGAUUUAAAAAGGAGGCUGCACAUUUGAGAAAGUGAGCCAGAGCUGCUAUGUUUUUACACCCUGAAAAAGUAGGUUAACUUUUUAACAGUGAGACAGUAGCCCACUUUGUCUGUUUAAUGUCAAUUUGGUCAACAGGGUGCAAGUUUUACUUGUAUUUUGGCUUCUGCUGUCCUGUGUCUUGCUUGUUUUCCCCUUUUUAUUGUUUAAAUUUAGUCAGAAAAUGAAGUUGACAGCAGGCGGUCAGGGAGAAACUGUCAGCAAGGGCUAAAGUUACAAAAUAAAUCACAUGACGAAGACCCUCUGGUGAGCCACGUUGGAUGGAUGCUCGACAAGGCAGUAGACCAAUCGUAUAAAAGUGCCAAAUAGCUGUUUUCUGUCAGAGGCCUUUGCAUUUGUGGUGUGUUCAAUCCUUUUGAGCGUCUUUUACACACAAUUUAAAGCCGCAUGACGUACACAGUGCUGAAUGUCUAACGGUAUUGUCUCUGGAACAGUAUCACCAGUACAUCAUGUUUACGGAUAAUUGCUAUCCUCGGAUUACUACAACAAAGAACUUUGUGCCAGUUUUGAUGUUGACUGCUUCAUCCGAGCACAGAUCUAUGCAUCAGUAGUUGUAGAUAGAUGAAGCACUGGUAAACACACGUAGGGUGCUUCCUGAUUAUCGAACAACCAAAAAAAGUGCUGCAGAAGACACAGUCGGUCUCCCCCAGCCUCGUAAUGUAACCAGUGGUUCGGAUGUACGAGAACUGUUUUAAUAUGUUAGUUUGAAAACCAGCUUGAAAAAAAAAAAAGACAAUUUCCUACUGGUACUUUUUUAAAGUGUCAUUUGUACCUUUUUUGCACGCCAGAGCUGUAGAUUGGUGAUGCCAUUUGAAUGUGUGAGUGUGUGUGUAUGUCCGCUGCAAGUUUAAUGCACUGCGAUGUUGAUGCAUGUCAACCGUCAAGACGAAACCUGUACUGGGUCAUAAGAGUAAAUCAGCUUCAGCUCUUAAUUCUCCCACCUGGUGUUUCCUCCUUCUUUCUUUACCGCUUCUAUUUAUGGAUACAUACAAUAUAUUUGUACAGAGAAAAUGAUAAUUUUGCAUCUACUGUGGUGUUUAGACUUUGAUGGCACUCCUGCAUGAUAGCAAUAAACUAUUUUGAAUGAAA